This is a messenger RNA of Linum tenue, 2128 nucleotides long. The record is from the annotation of a GenBank genome assembly. NCBI's taxonomy places the organism in Eukaryota, Viridiplantae, Streptophyta, Magnoliopsida, Malpighiales, Linaceae.
GAACGUACGUAUUCAAGAGUGCCAAAAAGCAUAACCUCACUUCUUCACCACAAACUGUAUAUAAAGGGGCAGCUAGCCCACUGCAAAUUUGCACUCUUUCACAACACCAUAGCUAUACCCAUCAUACCAUUGCCUUUCCGAAACCUAGCUAACCAAAAGAAAUCCCCUUCCCUUAUUCCCCCCUCCGAUCCAUCCGCCAUGGCUUUCGUAUUCCGCAGAGGCCUGGUAGUACUAGUAGUAGCCCUAAUCAAUGCCGCUCUCGUCGUAGCCACGAGCUUGGCAACUGCUGCAGAAAUUAGCAGUAGCAACCCAUUGCUGCUCCGAGGAGAGGAAGGUGUCCGCGAUUGCAGUCAGUAUCCUUACGUUGCACCAACUACCCUUCCCACCGACCGUUUCUCUUUCCCUCCGGACUUCGUCUUUGGGACAGCCACUGCAGCUUACCAGGUUGAAGGUGCAGCCAACACCAGCGGCAGGGGACCAAGCCUUUGGGACAGAUUCACCCACGAUUUCCCAGAGAGGAUUGCCGAUGGGAGCAGUGGAGACGUCGCCAUUGAUCACUACCACAGAUUCGAGGAGGACAUAAUUAGGAUGAAAAAUAUGAACAUGGACGCCUACAGGUUCUCCAUCUCGUGGUCCAGGAUUAUACCAUACGGCAAGAGGAGUACUGGAGUAAACAAAGAAGGAAUCGAGUUCUACCACAGAAUCCUCGACCUGCUCGACGAACAAGACAUGGAUGCCUAUGUUACAAUCUUCCACUGGACUACCCCACAGGCCUUGGAAGCCGAGUAUGGCGGCUUCUUAAGCCGUGACAUUGUGUCCGACUUCAAAGAUUUUGCUGAUCUGCUGUUCGAAGAAUACGGCAGCAAAGUGAGCAAGUGGAUCACUCUGAACGAGCCCUGGACUUACACCAUAAAAGGUUACGAAGAAGGAAUGUUUGCACCCGGCCGUUGCUCCGUCUGGGUCGACAGAGCGUGCCGCGCUGGCAACUCAGCUGUGGAGCCUUACAUUGUCACCCACAACCUUCUUCUUGCUCAUGCUGCCGCCGUCCAACUUUACCGCCAGAAAUAUCAGAGGGAGCAGAAGGGAGAAAUAGGCAUGACUCUGUGCACGUUUUGGUUUGAGCCUUACUCUGACAAAAUUGAAGACAUUGAUGCAGCCCAAAGAAGCAUGGACUUCAUGUAUGGCUGGUAUAUGGAUCCCAUUACAUACGGCAAUUACCCAAGAUCCAUGAUCGAUUUGGUUGGAUCCCGUCUGCCCAAUUUCACAACCGAAGAAUCCAAGUUACUCAAAGGCUCCUAUGAUUUUCUCGGCCUCAAUUAUUACACCGGUUAUUACUCGAGAAACAAUCCUGAUGUUGAUCCACACCAUCCACGGUACCGAACCGAUUCCGGAGCUAUAAUGGAUGGUACGUUAACUCGGAAUUACGUUAAACUAUACACUAACAUCGCUUCGCGAUGGCUGUACAUAUAUCCCGAGGGGUUCCGAUACCUAUUGAACUAUACGAAGGACACAUAUCGGAACCCAACUAUUUAUAUUACCGAGAACGGAGUAUCCGAUGAAGAUGAUCCUUCGAAACCAAUCCAAGAGGCCAUAAAGGACCAGCGCAGGAUCGACUAUUACCAUUCUCAUCUUCAGAAUGUCCUCAUGUCCAUCAGGAACUACAACGUGACGGUGAAAGGGUUUUUUGCGUGGUCCUACGCGGACAACUAUGAGUGGAGUGAUGGAUACACUUACAGGUUUGGGCUGUAUUACAUCGACUACAAAGAGAAACUGCUGAGGUACCCAAAGGAUUCUGCUUGCUGGUUCACUGCCUUCCUCGAGAAGCCCAGCCCGAAGGUUCAGCACCGGGCCCGGCCCAUCCGCGCUGCUCUCCCCCGUUCGCUCCAUCUUGGAUACUGAGCCUCAACGCCUGUGGGCUAUGAAGCUUGAUUUUCAAUCCUUUUUUUGUUUGGUGUUUAUUGGGUUUUGAGAAAUUAAAAGCCUAUUCUGUGAUCGAGCUGGGCUUUGUGUGUGUUUAAUUUUUUGGGCCUUGAUCAUGAAGGACUCUAUCUUGGUGCUUUCUACUUCACUGUACUGUCUGUACACUGUUGUUAUGUGUAUCUGAACUACUUGUACUGUGUGUUGUGUG